AUGGCGAGCCUGCGCUCUGCGGGGGCGUUGCCCAAGCUGGGAAGCACGCAGUCCACGUUUCGUGGCCUGUCUGCAGCCUUCCAGCGAGUCAGCAUCUCGUCGCCUCCCCAGCUGCGGCACCAGCUCAACAUCACAGCAUCCCGCGUCUGUGACCUCACGGGCAAGAAGGCCAACAACGGGUACAACGUGACCUUCUCCCACAAGCGCAAUCGGAAGCUGCAACAGCCCAACCUGCAGGACAAGAAGGUGUACUGGCCGGAGGGCAAGCGCUGGGUGCGGCUGAAGCUAUGCACAAAGGCCAUCAAGACGAUAGACAAGAGGGGCCUCUCUGUGAUGGCCAAGGAGGCGGGGAUCAACCUGUGGAAGCUUCCCUUCGAGGAUGCGCGGUCAGAGCGCACGGAGUGGCUGGCGACGCAUGAGCACAACCCCCCCAUGGCCAAGGACCCAAGAAAGAUGAAGAACCCCGAGCGCCUCGCCGCCUCCAAGAAAACGCCGCUGGUGGCAAGGUACCUGUCGGGCAAGGUUGUGUACAUCCGGGAAGGGUCCGACCUGUCAGAGCUCUGA
This is a messenger RNA of Auxenochlorella protothecoides, 564 nucleotides long. Its product is annotated as 50S ribosomal protein L28. The transcript has 4 exons. Bases 1 to 564 code for a protein of 187 amino acids. Gene Ontology annotation, cellular component: ribosome. Lineage: Eukaryota; Viridiplantae; Chlorophyta; Trebouxiophyceae; Chlorellales; Chlorellaceae. Gene Ontology annotation, biological process: translation. Gene Ontology annotation, molecular function: structural constituent of ribosome. The record is from RefSeq and is a predicted model, not a curated record.